AUGAGUCGUGUGGGCAUCAGCCAAUCACCGAGUGGGAUGACUGGGAUGACUGGGGCAGUGCCCGGCCAGACUAAGCGGCCUAAAGCGGUGUCGAUCCACGCCCCCGACUUAUAUCUCGCCCGCAAUCGCCAUUCGUUUCUUCCUCAGGACACCCUCCCUCGGCCAUUCGUGACCGAGACCAGCUUCCCAAGGGAAUCCAGCGCUCCGGGCCCGCUUAGGCCCGUUGAUACGAUCUCGUCAUGGCGGCCAGCACUUGCACCAGCACUGCAGCCGUUUUCCAGGCAAUGGCCAUCUUCUGGCAGCCCUCUCAAUCACAGUCCCUCCUCAAGCCUCCAGGAGUCGGACUCUCUGCCGAGGCCUAAUUCUUCCCCUUAUAUUCAACAACCUCACUUCUAUUCGCUUUCCUCGGCGCCGCCGUCUAUCCCCACGACUGCGCCAUUCUCUCAACCCUUCGAUACUACCUUUGCGCAAGAGCCGGAUCUUUGGACACAAUCGCACCUGUCCUUUGCCAAUACCGACUGGAACAUCGUUUCCGCCGAUCAUUCCGUGCCUUAUCCUGACAUUGACGUAGCUGUCAAUAACUUGGGAUAUGGCAUGACCCCAACCUUUACGUCGAUUUCGGACUCAGCCUCCAAUGAACCCCAAAGUUUCGCCCCUUCUCCUCUCGUUCCCAGCCCACCGAAUUCUCUAGGAUCCGCGUCGACAUCGAGCCCUCCAACCUCGCAAGGUGACGAAGUCUUGGGUCGUGUUGGUUCGUCUCGCGUCGAAAAGCGCAGACUUAAUACUCUCGCGGCUCGCCGAUGUCGUCAGAGGCGUGUCGACCGAAUGCAAACCCUGGAAGAUGAGUUGGAAAGUGUGAAAAGGGAGCGCGAUGAGUUGAGACUGCGGGUCUCAAAGAUGGAGGGUGAAACGGAGGCUCUGAAGGGGCUGUUAACCCGUAAAAGCAAGUAA
Molecule: messenger RNA, 951 nt
Organism: Penicillium waksmanii
Lineage: Eukaryota; Fungi; Ascomycota; Eurotiomycetes; Eurotiales; Aspergillaceae
Exons: 3
Coding region: 1-951 (316 amino acids)
Biological process (GO): positive regulation of cellular response to amino acid starvation
Cellular component (GO): transcription regulator complex
Molecular function (GO): RNA polymerase II cis-regulatory region sequence-specific DNA binding; DNA-binding transcription factor activity, RNA polymerase II-specific
Source: RefSeq, a predicted model, not a curated record